CGGGCCAAUGGCAGCUCAAUGCCGGUCUAAACCUCCCUUCACUACACCGGUGUGUUGGUGUCAGACGAGCUUCAGGAUUUAUUUCGUCCUCUGUGAAAAGCCCAGCCAGCAUGGACUCUUCACUGUCUGCUGCUCAGAUCCGUGAGAAAUUCAUUGACUUCUUCCGUCGUUAUGAGCACCAGUAUGUGCACUCGUCUUCCACUGUUCCCUUGGAUGACCCCACCCUCCUCUUUGCCAACGCUGGCAUGAACCAGUUCAAACCCAUCUUCCUGAACACUAUUGAUCCGUCCCACCCCAUGGCCAGACUAAAGCGUGCUGCCAACACACAGAAGUGCAUCCGUGCUGGAGGAAAACACAAUGACUUGGAUGAUGUGGGAAAAGAUGUGUACCAUCACACUUUCUUUGAGAUGUUGGGCUCCUGGUCCUUUGGAGAUUACUUUAAACACCUGGCUUGUAAGAUGGCUCUGGACCUGCUUACUCAGGAGUUUGGGAUCCCUAUUGACCGUCUGUAUGUUACUUACUUUGGAGGCCAUGCUGAGGCAGGCCUUGAGCCUGAUCUGGAGUGCAGACAGAUCUGGCUGGACCUAGGGAUGGAGGAGAGUCGUAUCUUGCCUGGGAGCAUGAAGGACAAUUUCUGGGAAAUGGGUGACACGGGUCCCUGUGGGCCCUGCAGUGAGCUCCAUUAUGACCGCAUUGGAGGGAGAGACGCUGCCCACCUCGUCAACAUGGAUGACCCCAACGUGCUGGAGAUUUGGAACCUUGUGUUUAUUCAGUUUAACAGAGAGUCUGAGACAGAGCUGAAGCCUCUCCCGAAGAAGAGUAUUGACACAGGCAUGGGUUUGGAGCGUCUAGUGUCCGUCCUGCAGAACAAGAUGUCCAACUAUGACACGGACCUCUUCAUACCUUACUUUGAAGCCAUUCAGAAGGGCACAGGAGCCAGGCCCUACACGGGUAAGGUUGGAACUGAAGACACAGAUGGCGUUGAUAUGGCAUAUCGUGUCCUGGCUGACCAUGCCCGCACUAUCACUAUUGCUCUGUCAGAUGGGGGUAGACCUGACAACACAGGGAGAGGUUAUGUUCUGAGGAGGAUCCUGAGGCGUGCUGUACGCUACUCUCAUGAGAAGCUGGCUGCUCAGAAGGGCUUCUUUGCUACUCUUGUAGAUGUGGUGGUGGAGUCACUGGGCGAUGCUUUCCCAGAGCUGAGGAAAGACCCUGAUAUGGUGAAGGACAUCAUAAAUGAGGAGGAGGCGCAGUUCCUCAAGACGCUCAGCAGAGGGCGACGCAUCCUGGACCGCAAAAUCCAGAGCCUUGGGGACAGCAAAACUAUUCCAGGGGAUACAGCCUGGCUGUUGUAUGACACCUAUGGCUUCCCUCUGGACCUGACUGCCCUCAUUGCAGAGGAGAGGGGCAUGGGAGUGGACAUGGCUGCGUUUGAGGAGGAGAAGAAAGCUGCUCAGCUGAAGUCCCAAGGCAAAGGCUCUGGAGAUGAGGACCACAUCAUGCUUGACAUCUAUGCCAUCGAGGAGCUGAGGAACAAGGGUGUCCCUGCCACUGAUGACGGCCCAAAAUACCGCUACACCUCAGAUGGCAGCGGUGACUAUGUAUUUGAGCCAACAGUUGCCACAGUGCUGGCCUUGAGGCGAGAGCGCACGUUUGUGGAUGAAGUGACCACGGGGCAGGAGUGUGGUGUGCUGCUAGAUCAGACGUCUUUCUAUGCUGAACAGGGAGGACAGACCUUUGACGAGGGCUACUUGCUCCGAGAGAAUGACUCCACAGAGGACAGGAUGGAGUUCACCGUGAAGAACACCCAGGUUCGUGGAGGCUAUGUGCUGCAUGUUGGAACAGUGUAUGGCACCCUGAAGGUUGGAGACCGCCUCACUCUGCAUAUUGAUGAGGCUCGCCGGAGACCCAUUAUGAGUAACCACACAGCAACGCACAUACUGAAUUUUGCCCUGAGGGGAGUCCUGGGGGAGGCAGAUCAGCGAGGCUCUCUUGUUGCUCCAGACCGCUUGCGCUUUGACUUCACUGCUAAAGGAGCCAUGAGCACGCAGGAAGUGCACCGCACGGAGGAGAUCGCCUGCGCCAUGAUCACAGAUGCCAAACAAGUCUACGCAAUGGAGGCCCCUCUUGCUGCUGCCAAGGCCAUCCAGGGACUGCGUGCUGUGUUUGAUGAGACGUACCCAGACCCUGUGAGAGUGGUGUCUAUUGGUAUCCCUGUCGAGGAGCUGCUGGCUGACCCCAACAGCCCUGCAGGUUCCCUCACCUCUAUUGAGUUCUGCGGUGGAACGCACCUGCAGAACUCCAGUCACGCCGCCCCGUUUGUGAUUGUGUCAGAGGAGGCCAUUGCAAAGGGAAUUCGCCGGAUUGUGGCUGUGACUGGAGCAGAGGCUCAGAAGGCUCAGAGGAAAGCCGAUGCCCUGAAGCAAGCCCUGUCUGCCAUGGGUGAGAAAGUGAAGGCUCAGACCGCCCCCAAUAAAGACAUCCAGAAGGAGAUAGCUGACCUGACUGAGACAUUGGGCACUGCAGUUGUCUCACAGUGGCAGAAGGAUGAGAUGAGAGAGUCUCUGAAGGGCUUGAAGAAGAUCAUGGAUGACCUGGAUCGUGCCAGCAAAGCUGAUGUGCAGAAGAGGGUUCUUGAAAAGACGAAAGAGAUCAUUGAGAGCAGCCCCAACCAACCUCUUCUCGUCAUGGAGAUGGAGAGUGGCGCUUCCGCUAAGGCUCUAAAUGAAUCUCUGAAGCUCUUGAAGACUCAGUCCCCUCAGACCGCUGCCAUGCUCUUCACUGUGGACAAUGAUGCUGGCAAGAUCAUUUGCCUCUGCCAAGUGCCCCAGGAAGCUGCAAAUCGGGGCCUGAAGGCCAGCGAGUGGGUGCAUGAAGUGUGUGCACUGCUGGAUGGAAAAGGAGGUGGCAAAGACAUGUCUGCUCAGGCUACAGGCAGGAACACGCACUGCAUACAGGAGGCACUACAGCUGGCAAAUGAGUUUGCUCGGCUCAAACUCGGUGAGAACUAGGAAGACGAGACUUCAGCGAGGGGAGUGCUCAACUGCCUCUCAUCUGACUGCAGUGGUCCAGCACUGCCUGCUGAAAUGGGACAUUCCAGACAAAGUUAUAGAUAUGUCUCAUGUGUCAUUUUGAUUAGGGAGGGAAGCUGUGGGCAAGGGAAGUACGACUGAGGGCAAGAUGCUCGCUUGCAGCUUGAUCCGUCACACUGUCCAAUUAGUUUCCAAUAUCCAAAAAGAGUCUGACUGGCCAAUUAUGUAAUGAUUGACUGUAUGUCAAUCACUGUUAAGUCCACCUGUGACCUUUUUGUCCCCCUGCAGUCCACCACUGCAGAUUUCUCAUAUAAAUGUAUAAAAUUCACAGUCUGUCUUUGUGCCAUUAGACAAUGUCAUAUUCAUCCCUUUAAAGGUUUAGUCUUAUCUGAGUUUGGAGGGCUGUUAUGGUUCAGUUGAUUCAGUUUAGAAUCAUCUAAUCUGCCACUUGUCAUACGAUACCUUCUCUUGGGAAUGAGCCAUCUUUCAUUCAUAAAAAUAUUAUUAACACAUAAAUAACGAGUUAAGUAGAUGAGCAACUGACUAAUGUUUGUGAUCCUGUGGAAAGAUAUUUGUUCACAUUUGACAUUAUUACAAGUGGUCUUGCUGCAACUAUACGAAAAAAAAGAUUUUGAGAACUGGAAUAAAAGGGAAAUGGGA
This is a messenger RNA of Pygocentrus nattereri (red-bellied piranha), 3692 nucleotides long. It is a transcript of the gene aars1, whose product is annotated as alanyl-tRNA synthetase 1. Gene Ontology annotation, molecular function: aminoacyl-tRNA deacylase activity; nucleic acid binding; amino acid binding. The record is from RefSeq and is a predicted model, not a curated record. The transcript is spliced from 21 exons. Gene Ontology annotation, biological process: alanyl-tRNA aminoacylation; tRNA modification. Gene Ontology annotation, cellular component: mitochondrion; cytoplasm. Bases 111 to 3011 code for a protein of 966 amino acids. Lineage: Eukaryota; Metazoa; Chordata; Actinopteri; Characiformes; Serrasalmidae.